AUGGCAACUCUCGAAGAGCUUCUCGAUAGCCUCCACUACCUCUAUCCGGCUCUGGCUUUCACCUACUUCGUCGUUGCUUCGGCCGUUGCUGUUUGCACUCUUCAGACUCUCCGAGCUGCCAACAGCCCUGGAAAAGAGUUCAUUCCUCGCUCGUGGAUCCUCAAUCUCUUCGUCGCCUUCGUUUUGACCUACAUUGCCCAGCUUGCUAUCAUCGCCAUUCAAUCCAUCCUUCUGAAAGAAUGGAUUGGUCAGGAGCAUGAGGUCAUUGGCCUGCUUUCCUGCGUUCUUGUGUUCGGCACUCAGCUGGCCUUCCUCUCCGAUACGGCGCACCCAGUAUGGACGCCUUACUGGGGAUCAUGGCUCAUUUCUCUGGCACUCGAACCCAUGAUCGCCGUCCCAGACCUGAUUCUUCGGCGAUCCAGCACAUUCGAGCAUUGCCGCAUUGGCCAUUUUGUCUUCGCCGGCCUGCGCUACUACUUGCUCCUUACCAUCGUCUCUGUCUAUGUCGUUCAGCGUAUUCGAGCCAGCCAGGAAGAGGCCUCGGACGAAGAGCGACAGUCUCUGCUUGGCCAAGAUGACCCCAAGUCCCGGCUUAGCAGCUCUGGGAACGGUAGCCAGAGCUCGGGCUCGGGCUAUGGGACCAACGACCCUCCCGAGUCGUACUGGGCAGAAAGACAGCGCAAGGCCCAAGAGGAGAUGGAGAAGCGGCUCCAGGAAGAGGGCAACUGGCUCACGUAUAUCAAAGGCUUCACAAUCCUAUUCCCUUACAUCUGGCCUGUGGGCCAGAAAUCCCUGCAGCUGCGUCUUGUUCUUGUCGGCCUCUGUCUUCUUGCCGGCAAUGCUCUCAACCUUUUGAUUCCCCGCCAAUUCGGUAUCAUUGUCGACGAGCUCAAGGAUCGGGACUUCAGUGGUGCCUGGAUCGGCGUGGCCAUUUACGGCCUUUUGAGAAUUGCCGCCUCUGACGCCGGUAUCGAGUUCUUGCGUGAAUGGCUGUACCUCCCACUCGAGGUCUACGCCGAUGGGGCUUUGAGCACGGCUGCGUACCGACACAUCUUGAACCUGUCUGCGGAUUUCCACGACUCCAAGAGUACAUCCGACAUCAGCUUGGCCAUGUACGGUGGUUCCAGCAUUUCUGACCUUUUGGAGUCCAUCUGCUUUCAAGCUCUUCCCAUGUUGAUCGACCUGGUCGUUGCUGUUGUGUACCUGUCAGUCAUCCUUGGACCAUACGAGGGUCUCAUCACCAUUGCCACGAGCACUCUUUUCCUCUUCAUCGCCACGAAGAUGAUUGCUGUCAUGAAGGAGCGUCGCCGGGCUCAUGUGAACGCCCAGUACGCUGAGCACUACGUACGCCAGACUGGGAUUACCGGGUGGCACACCGUCGCGUCCUUCAACCAGACAACAUACGAGGAUGUUCGCUACUCGAACGCCAUCCACACUCGCAUCAACUGGACCAAACGUGUUCGUCUUGGUUGGUUUACGGCACAGGCGUUCCAGUCACUUGUCCUCCUCUGCGGUCUUUUGGCUGGUGCCAUUCUAGCCGUCUACAGGAUAAAGAGCAGCAAGGCCACGCCUGGUGACUUGACGAUGCUCCUGAUGUACUGGGCUCAGCUUACCUCGCCGCUACGCUUCAUGGCAAGUCUUGGUAAGAAGAUUGGAAGCGAUCUCAUCGACGCGGAGCGACUAUUGGACAUCAUGAAGAAGGAACCAACCAUUGUCAACAAAAAGGGGGCGCGGCCCCUCAAGCUUGUCGGUGGCAAUGUCGAGUUCAACGACGUCAGCUUCACAUAUGACAAAAAGAAGAAGAUCAUCAACGGAAUUACCCUUUCCGUCCCUGGCGGCCAGACGGUUGCAUUUGUCGGCGCUACCGGUGCUGGGAAGUCCACAAUGUUGAAGUUGCUCAACCGUUUCUACGAUGCCAGCGAAGGAUCCAUCCUGAUUGACGGGCAAGACGUUCGUGAAGUGGACUUGCACAGCCUGCGGGACCGGAUCGGUCUGGUGCCCCAGAACCCGAUCCUUUUUGACGAUACAAUCAUUAGCAACAUUCGAUAUGCGAGAAUUACGGCCUCCGACGACGAAGUAUUCGAAGCUUGCAAGGCGGCUUGUAUCCAUGAUAAGAUCAUGACUUUUACAGAUGGUUACAACACGCGGGUCGGCGAGAGAGGAAUUAAACUUUCUGGCGGCGAACUCCAGCGUGUCGCAAUUGCCCGCGCCAUCCUCAAGCAGCCUGAGAUUGUCCUUCUUGACGAGGCAACGAGUUCCGUGGAUACCGACACGGAGCAGAAGAUCCAACAGUCGUUCAUGCAGCUAUGCAAGGGACGGACGACCUUCAUAGUAGCGUAA
Messenger RNA from Colletotrichum spaethianum, 2340 nucleotides. RefSeq names its product heavy metal tolerance protein. The record is from RefSeq and is a predicted model, not a curated record. NCBI's taxonomy places the organism in Eukaryota, Fungi, Ascomycota, Sordariomycetes, Glomerellales, Glomerellaceae. The coding region runs from base 1 to 2340 and encodes 779 amino acids. Gene Ontology annotation, biological process: transmembrane transport. Gene Ontology annotation, molecular function: ATP hydrolysis activity; ATP binding; ABC-type transporter activity. Gene Ontology annotation, cellular component: membrane. The transcript has 3 exons.